This is a messenger RNA of Penicillium pulvis, 2115 nucleotides long. RefSeq names its product putative meiosis protein MEI2. Gene Ontology annotation, molecular function: RNA binding. The coding region runs from base 1 to 2115 and encodes 704 amino acids. Lineage: Eukaryota; Fungi; Ascomycota; Eurotiomycetes; Eurotiales; Aspergillaceae. The record is from RefSeq and is a predicted model, not a curated record. The transcript is spliced from 14 exons.
AUGUCGGCCGAUCCCGCUCCCCUUCGUGGGAGCUCGUCAUCGGCCCAGUCCGGCUCAUUGAGGUCUCCUGGUACUCAACUGGCGACUUUUGGCUCGAGUUUCACCGACUCGGAGUCCAACAAUCUGCCUAUGGUUUUAUCUCGCCUGGAUCGUAUGGACUGUGGAACUCCUGGCCCAUACCCUGAACACUCCUACUCAGGAAAUGGCUUCAAUCAAUUGGCGUUUCCUCGACAGACCAAGCAGGAUGAUUUUGAUAUGUUGCAGGAUUUCCCGGCUGGAACACACUAUGAGUCCCAAGCUUUCGGUCCCAUCCCUGCAAAUUCCGCGGCAACCAAUUUCCUUUCUCGCCAAGUGAACCCUUUGCAGCGUCAGGACCCCCUUUACCCUGAUCUUACGGCACCCUUGUACCUGGAUGCGCACUCUGCCAACCCUGAUCCCCUCGUUCACCAUACUCAGACUCGCUACUCUGGUUCAGUCCUUCCAGAUCAGGCGACUGACUAUCUGGCCUAUCCCAACCACCCUUUUACGGUCACGGUCACUCCACAGAGCCGCAAUGAUAUGCGCAACUUCCACGCUGCCAACCCCAGUCCGGGCUUCGGAAGUAACUUGGUCAGUUCCGGUAAUUCGGCUUCUCCCACUAGAUGGCCUACUCCGUCCAUGCAAAAUGUCUUUCGGGGCAACAGGUCUACCUACCCGGGAGCUCUUGCGCAAGUGCCUUCUAUGCCUCGCGUGCCAUCUCUAAAGGACAUGCGCCCUUAUGACCGUCGUUUCAUUGUCAAGAAUGUGGAUACCAAUACUCCCGCAAUCUAUAUUCUGAAUUAUUGCCACCAUGAGGAGUUUCAAACCAUCUUUGGUCCCACCUUACACGAUGUACGCAACAGAGGUCAAUUCUGGAUCGGAUUUUCCGAUAUGCGCCAGAGUCAACGAGCGAUCAAUCAUAUUGCCCAUGAUCACCCGGAUUGGCUCAUUGAGCCUGUCGGUGAAGGGCACUUCAAGCAUCACGCGAAGAUUGGACCCACCCACUCUAUCUUUGAGGACCAAGUCUUGGUAAUCGUGUACUGCGGACCCGGAAGGACCGUCCCCCUUCCUAAUCUUGUACCAACUUUAAAGGGUGUGCUCGAACUAGUGGGACCUGUCGCCGACAUUCGAGCCGUCAAUCUUGAAAGCCCCACUGAGGCGCCCCGGUUCAGUAUGCAUGGGUUUGUCGUGCGUUACUACGAUACUCUGCAUGCUGCGAAUGCGACCCGGGCUAUUAAUACUAUCGCUACCUCACACUUUAUAAUCGAGGUUCUCGUCUAUCAUCGAGACAUGGAGCACCAGAAGAUUCGCCAUUGGACCUGUCAGGAACAAGGCAGAGAUGGCCGGGUAGGCCACCAUCUGAACAAUGACUAUUACUUGUCCCCCGAUGAUAAUCGAGAGCGGUCUCCUCGGACGCCUGGUCGGCAGGUGGACAAUGAUGAGCAAGUCAUUAGCCCUCAAAGAAUUGCUCAAGGCAAAGAUCCUCGGUGCACAGUCAUGCUCAAGAACAUCCCCAAUGCGCAGACAUGGGAUCAGCUCAAAGCAUAUUUGGACGUGACAUCUGCAGGGGCCUUUGAUUUCUUGUACCUGCGUAUGGAUUUUGAGCAACGUUUAAAUGUUGGUUAUGCGUUCAUUAAUUUUGCUUCGCCCCUGGACAUCCUUCCAUUUUUCACCCGACGUAAUGGAACGCAAUGGCCGGGCUUCAAUGAGGGUCGACCUAAAGUGGCCGAAAUUUCUUAUGCAACCACCCAAAGCUACACUCUGCUAGUUGAGAAGUUUCGGAACAGUCCGGUCAUGUUGGAUUUCCCAGACAAUCGUCCCAAGUUGUUCUAUAUCGGUGGACCCCAUGCCGGUGAAGAAGCACCCUUCCCGCCCGUGAACAACUUCUGGACGCUUGCCAAGGGUGUUGAACGGAGCAAGCAGACUGGUUUGUACAAAGGUGGUCCUCGGCCCAUGCCCGGCGAUCGACGACGUUCCGACAAUUUCCAGCCCGAGACGGCCCUCGAUACACCCAUCCGAAGCAAUCGGCGCCGCGGUCGAGAGCGAGAGCGCACCAAAUGGGGGUUUCUCGAUUCACCUCGAUAUCGCCAUGAUUGA